Molecule: messenger RNA, 15660 nt
Organism: Ectocarpus siliculosus
Lineage: Eukaryota; Phaeophyceae; Ectocarpales; Ectocarpaceae
Source: the annotation of a GenBank genome assembly
AUGUCUCGGAACCAGGAGACCGACCUGCUAGCUCCACACGCCGCGGAAGGUCUUAUCCAAACGCACGACGUCACCGCAAAGAUGGGCGGUGACAUGAAAGGAGGACCGGCCGAGAAAACUAAAAAGAAAAAGUCGGCGGGAGGGGAGCGCAUGAAGUACCACAAACCGACUUCGAAGCGUCGAGCACUUCAGGACCAGCAGGACACGCGAAUCCGGCCGUCCGAUCUGAUCCUUGAAGUCACUCGCGGCGGCGGUGGCGGCGGAGGACUCGGAGCGGACGCCUGCGCCACACCGCGCAUCGUGGAGUUCCUGAACUUGGAGGACAACACCUCGGCCAUCACGAGCACGGUAAGGCUGGACGAGCCACUGUUCCAGCCCCACCCCUCGAGGGUCGUGUUCGAGGGGUACGAGGCGUUCGGUCAGCAGCAGAAGGUGCUGUGCUUCAGGAACAACGACUCGGUCAACCGUCGGCUCAAGCUCCUUCCCCUGGACAGCCCUCACUUCUCGGUGUCUGGUCCUCGCAGCCCCCACAAGCUGAAGGCUCUCAAGCAAACCAAGAGACUCACAGAAACUCUAUACGUACGGAUGAAGGUGGCCCCCGGCAUGGAGGUGUGCUACGUGGUGACGUUCAAGCCGCAAGAGGUCCGAGCCUACUCGGUCGAGCUGAUGGUCGUGACGGAGAGGGAGAAGUUCGUCGUUCCCGUUGGAGCUCUGGGGCACCGCGCCGUGCUCGAUUUUCCUGACCAGAUCGCCAUGCCUCACACGGCCGUAAAAGCUACCGGGACCAAGAACAUCGUGGUACGAAAUCUCGGCACCCGCACGGCUAGCGCAUCCCUCUCCUGCGAGCCCGCCGGAACUUUCAGCAUCAACCCUGCGCAAGUGGUUGUUCCCGUUGGGACAAGCUCUCAGCUGGAGUUGGCGUUCAACCCAGAACGGUCCAUCAGGUACGAGGGAGAGCUAGUGGUGGAAUAUGACAGCGGGGAGAGGACAUUUGUGGCCUUGUCUGCCUCGGCGGGAGGGGUCGACGUUUGCCUCAGCACGCCUUACCUUCAACUCGAGCCGGCGUAUAUAGGGCUGUGCAGCCAGAAGACCCUCAAGAUCGUUAACAGGAGUGAAAUUCCCGUCAAGUUUUCAUGGGAGGCGUUCGCUACGUCCGAGGAAGAGGAGGAGGAACGGAGCAGGCUGCACGCUGAAAUGACCAGGAUGCAAAGCCUGGAAGAGGAAGCCCUGCUGAGCGGAACGGUCGCCGGCCAGCAAUCCAGCGGUGCCCGUGGCGGUGGCAGCGGCCGCACCGGUGGCGGUGAAGAUGCGGAGGGACCUCAAACCGACGGAGACGAAACCGACGACUACUCCGACCAGGAGGAGUGGGCCACCGCCACGGCAAGCACCGUGGCCGCGUUGGGAGCUAGCCACAGCGGAGGUGGAGGAGAAGGGGCAGGAACCGUGACGGCGUCGUCAUCGGUAGGGCUGCCCCCGAGCUUCCAGGCGGCCCAGGCGGCGCUCAAACGCAAGUACCGGCACCUCCGGCGAGCGCUGGGCAAGGACGCGAUGCUCUUCGCGGACGAAAUCUUCGAGAUCCGCCCGCUAGAGGGGGAGAUCUGGGCCCGGAGCGAGAUCGAGGUUACCGUGUUCUUCCGCCCGCGCACGACGACCGAGUACGGCUCGCACGCCUUCCUCGACUGCAUCGGGAGGGAGGAGCGGCUCCCGCUGCGGCUCGGCGGGAGCGGCAUCGGCCCCAAGGUCGUGCUGAGCUUCGACGUGCUGGACAUGGGGGAUGUCUUCAUCAACAGCAGGCACGUGCACGAGGUGACGCUGCUUAACCGCGGGGACAUCGCUGCGGAUUGGACGCUCCAGGCGCCGCAGACGCCGUUCUCGCGCAAGUUCCGUUUCGGCCCGAUGAAGGGCACCCUGGAUGUGAAGGACAGCGUUACCGUAACGAUGGAGUUCGAGUCGGACAUCCUUGGGGAGUUUUCGGAAUUGUUCCGGUUCGUCCUCAGGGGGAACGAGGAACCCGUACCGUGCCAGUUUAAAGGGCACGUGAUCGGCCCGACGUUCCACUUCAACGUGGACGAGGUCGACUUCGGGGCGGUGAGCUACGACUGCCCCGUCAGCGCCUCCAUCGUCCUCACCAACACCUCGGACAUCUCCAUGGUUUGGCGCGCGAGGGUGCCUCAGGACGGAAAUUUCCGGAAGCGGGAGCUGACGAUAACGCCUUCCCGGGGAACCCUGUCGCCAGGCCAGAGCGUGGACCUCCUCGUGGAGCUCAUGAGCCAGACCGUCAAGGUGUACGAGUACUACAUCACCGUAGACGUCGAGGGCGUCGGUGAGGAGUUGCUCAGCAUCCCCCUCAAGGCGGAUUGCCAGGUGCCAGCGGUCGAGCUUGAGUCCAAAGACCUGGCCUUCGGGGAGUGCUUCGUCCGCUUCCACGAGCCGCAAACCCUGGUCCUCGUGAACAAAAACAAGGAGCUGACUGGGCUGUUCAGGGUUGUGCCGCAGGCCGCCUCGACGUACGCGAUCGCGAGGGUGUCGCCGGAGCCGGAGGAAGGGCAGGUGCCCCCGGGAGGAAGAGCCGAGGUGAAACUGUGGCUCACGUGCGAGAAGCUCGGAGGCUUUCGCCUUCCUGUCACAGUCGAGAUUAAAGGCAGCGUCGAGCCUCCUCUGCAGGUCACCAUCACUGCGACGAGCAUCGGCCCGGUCGUUAAGCCGGACCUGGAGUCCAUCGCGUGGGGCCCGACGCCGUGCCUCGUGGACGUACCCCGUGGACUCCAGCUCUCCAACCCCGGCAAGAUUCCUGCCCCGUUCAAGGUAUUCCUGAGGAGCUCAAGGUCCAAGUAUAGGGUGGACAUCCGCGAGGGGGUGCUUGCUCCAUCCGAGGAGGUCGCGUUGACCAUCACCGCGAAUCUGGACGACACAAUAAGCCACAAGGACGAGAUCCACGUUAUCGUCACCGAGGGAGACAACCUCCUCAUCCCUCUUUCGGCAAGAGGCACGGGUCCCACCGUGUGGUGUGCCGAAGACAUCUCCGUCGUAGACUUUGGCCCGGUGUUCACGAACAGCACCUGCGUCCGGCGCAUCACGCUGGAGAACAAAGGGCGAAGACAACAGGCUCUCAAGUGGGUAAAUAGCACCGUCAAGGACAAGCAGAUGAUCGCCGCGGCAAGGCUAAAGGCGCAGCAGAAGAAGGACGCCGCCCUGCAGGCUAACGGCGGCGGCGGCGGCGGUAGUAGCCGGGGCUCGAAGCGCGCGGAGAUGACGCCGCAGGCGGCUUUCACCGUCACCCCGCAGGAGAUCGAGCUGCGCCCGCGCACCGCGAUCACGUUCACGUUCCGGGGCACGAGCCCGGCCAUCGGGCGCGCGUCCGAGAGCCUCUACUGCGAGGCCAGAGUAGGCAAGGAGAAGCACACGCGCCAGGUGUUCAAGACGGAGGCGACCGCCGAGUUCGUGGCCCCCCUGCUGUGCUUCAGCCGGCCGGAGUUCCACUUCAGCCACGUGUGGGAGCCGGAGGUGCCCAUGACCCCGUCCUUCGAGGAGCUCGAGAUGACCAACACCGGGCGGCUGCCGCUGGACUUUUCCGUGCGGACUCACCCCCCUUUCAGCGUCGAUGCCGUGGAGCACUCGCUCGGGGUCGGGGAGACGGGGAAGCUGACCGUUGGGUUUGAUCCGGGGUAUCGCGGUGACAGCCAGAGCUACCGGUACGAGUCGAAGUUAUCGGUCACCUACCGUGAUCACCCCCAAAAGGACGGGCUGCUCGUAGUCGGGGCGGUGGCUUACCCCAACCUGGAUUUUGAGUACACCAAGGUGAGCUUCGGGUGUGUCCUGAACGACACGACCAUGACAAAAGCCGUCCGGGUCACAAACAACUCCGUGGUUGACUGCACCUUCAGCUGGUCCUUCCUCGAGGACGUCGACGAAGGCCGGCAGAGCGCGACGGCCCGGCGGCCCUACAUCCCCGUGAACCAGAUCUUCGACAUCCUGCCGAUCCGCUCGUUUUUGCGGCCGGGAGAGUCGGAAGAGGUAGAGUUCGUUUACUACGGCCACGCCAACAGGAAGGCGCUCGGCAAGUGUGCCUGCGACGUCACCGGCGGCCCGGCCUACACGGUCGACCUGGUGGGUGAGGCCAGCAACGUCGGGUUCCGGCUGGACAAGGCCCACCUCGACUUCGGCCGGGUGCUGUACAGCGGAUGCGAGGAGCGGGAGCUGUUCAUCAUCAACACGGGGAGGGUCGCGUUCCCGUUCCGGGUGCUGCUCGACCAGCUGACAAGGCCAAAAGUGCUGGAAGUGCACCCCGCGACGGGUAUUGUGCACGCUGGGGAAGAAAAGAAAAAGGACUCAAAUAAAGCUAGGAUCAUGGUUCGCUUCCGGCCGGGAUUGCCGGAAAAGAUGAGAGAAAUCAUCGUGAUCGAGGCCGGUCACUUUGACCCCGUGGAGGUCCCUGUGUACGGGGAAGGAGUUUACGCAGCGGUGGCUGUUUCGCUGCCGCGGGACACGAGCGUCACUCCGUGGGGUCAGCCGCUUACGGACGAACCUGGGCAGGCGACGUGGACCACACUCCUCGGCGACGCGAGGCAAGGCCUUGUCAACGCCGACCCUCUGCUCACCCCCCCGGAAGAGGGAAACCUGCCCCCCCCUCCUAACGCCUCCACCAGCAUCGGCCUCCUCGCCGGGAACACGACGCCAACGACGGCACCCGGAGGAAACCACAACAACCGUCACUCUCAACCUAACAGCAGUUCCUCCUCCUCUUCCCACGGGCUGCUGGCCCCUCCCACCGUACAGAGCGAAGCGACAGGGGGGGCAGGCUACAACCGCUCCGCCACGGCUUCGACGGCCGCGCCGGGAACGGCCGCAUCGUCCAGAGGCGGCGGGAAGAGCAGCACUAUCGGGGGCACGGCGGUGUCGGCUCACGGAGCCACACCGCUAGCUGAAAGAGAAAACGCGGAAGGACAUUUGUCCGUGCCAUCCCCGGAGGCGGGCAGUAGGAGAGCGGGACGGGGGGCUGCUGGGGGUAAGACGGGCAGCGCUGGUGCUAGUGCUGGUGGAGGUAGUGGUGGCCCGAGCCACUUCGAUACGGAGAUGGAGGCCAACCGCUUGGCAUAUGUUCUCCACCUUCAGGCGGAAGCGGAGAUAGAAGAGUACUCGGCGAUGGCAGACGCGAUCAACGAGGCCAACAGCGUCGCCGAGAAGACGACAGCCUCUUACAACACCCCCAACAGCGGAGCAGGAGGCGGGAGCGCGGGAAGCAAGAGAGGGAACAACGCCGCGGCUGGGGCUUCCCGGAGCAACCGCAGCGGCGGCGACUCUGUCGCUGAGGGUCGGCAGAGCGGAACGUCUGCAGGCAGCCGGCGCGUGAGCAGAGCCGGUGGUGGUGCACGCAGCGCUCAGAAAUCCGGGAGCCCCUCCGUCAAAUCCAGGGCUCCUGGCGGCGGCGGCGGUGGCGGUGGCGGCGGUGUUGUUGCCGGCGGUGGGGGCGGCCAGUCUGUCGGUUCGAAGGACUCCGCCGGUUCCUACACGGUCGCCCGUCACGUGGCCGACUUCGGCAACGUCGUGGUGGGUUUCACCAAGACCAAGGCGUUUCGGGUGGCCAACACCGGCAAGCUCGGACCCGUGUCGUGGUCGUUCAACAAGAACUCCCUCGCCGGGUCCGGGUACUCCAUCGAGCCGGAGAAGGUUGUCAGGCUACCCGAGGGCGCCAGCGCCGCGUUCUCGGCGUCGUUCCAAGCCAGAAAGGGGUUUCCGCACGGAAUUCGAUCCCUGGAGUUGCCGAUCACGCUCAAGAACGGCCCCCAGACGGUGGUAGUCCUUAGGGCUAACGUAACUUCGCCCGAGGCGGAGCUGUCCCACGAGGAGCUCGACUUUGACAGCGUUCUCGUUGGCCAGAGCAAGACUAAGUACAUCCAGGUUCACAACAUAUCGCCGGUCAUAGCGGAGUGGGACUUCAAGCGGCUAUUCGGAGACCCGCGGGAUGAAGUGAAGUUCAAGAUGACGCCCAAAGGCGGCUCUCUGCACAAAGACCAGCGGGUUAACGUCCAGGUUGAGUUCGUCCCCACUGACGAUCGCGUCUACUCCCUUAAGAUGGCGGUCAGGGUCGCGAGCACGACCAAAAACGCCUCGGUGGUGCUACAGGGGCGGGGGGCUCAGCCGCGCGUUAGGUUUGACCCCCCUAUGCUGGACAUGGGGCCGGUGUUGCCUCACGCCCCGCAGGGGGACAGCCGCGAGGUGACGGUGUUCAACGAUAGCGCCUGGGACGUGGAGAUAUUCUCCCUGGAUUUCGACAAGGCACACCUGGUAGAGGAGGAGAUCCUCUCCAGGGCCACCUGCUUCGCCGCGGACGAGGUCCUCCGUCUCCCCCCCCGCCUCCCCGGCCAAGGGCUCCACCAGUCCCUGAUCGACGUCGCCCGCGCCCAGGACGAAGCGGCCAAGCGCGCGGAGCGCCGGGAGGCCAAGGAGGCCCGCCGCCGCGCUCGAGAGGCCGCCGCCGCCGCGGCCGAAGCCGGAGACGACGGCGCCAACAACAACGAGGGCGGUGCGGGGGGAGGACCGGCCGAAGACGCCGCCGAGGGUGUCGGUAUCGACGGCGGCGAAGCGGCGGCCGCCGCGGCGGCGGCCUACGGCGACGAGCCGUGGCUGGAGACCGCGGCGGAGGUGCUGGAGCGCAACCACGACACCGGCAGCGGCGGCGGCGGCGGCAUCCCCGAAUGGGAGAGGGUCCCGACCGCCCGCGAGGAGGGCAGGGCGCACGACGUCGUGGUGACGGGACCCCCUCUCUCCGGGAAGUCUACCCUCGCGCGAGCGCUCGGGGCGAAGUAUUCCCUGCCGGCGCUCACCGUGGAUGGGGCCGUGAGGGGGGCCCUGCGGCUGAGGAACAAGCUCGGCGCAAGGGUCCGCGAGGCCAUCCACUGGUUCACUGCAAAGGAAGAGGCUCGUUGGGUCCGAGACGUUGAAGCUGCGAGGGAGAAGGUAGCAGCCGAGACUGCGGAACCUAUCCCCGUCCCGAAGGGAAACAAGAAGGCAGCGGCGGCGGCCGCGGCCGCCGCAGCCGCAGCAAACGAGGCCGGCCCCGCGCAGGCAGUCCUAGCGCUUACCGCCCUCCUGGAGCCGCAAGGCUUGUCGGCCGAGCUCUUGGUGGAGGUGCUACAGUGGCGCUUGGCACAGGCGGACUGUGACCGGGGUGCUGUGCUGGACGGACUUGACUCCCGCUUGGCCGCGAAGUCCACGGCAACUGCUGGGAUGUCCAAGAAAGGGGUUGGCCAGAGGGGCGCAAGGAUGGGUGCCGCUGCUGCCACCGCUGUCGACGUGGCUGCGAGGGCGGCGUCCAGCGCCAUGCCCACGGCGCGGUUGCUGGUGCUCCGCUUCAAGGAUGAGGAAGACGGCUACGUUGCGCGCCUGGACCGUCUAAAGCGGGAGGCCGGCGAGACCCUGGACUUGUGGGGAGACGAGUUCGAAGAACAGCUCACCCCCGAAGACCUUGGGUUCGUGGACCCGUCCUCCUACUCCGACGACGGUGUCGAUCUAGAAAACCCUCGACCCAGCACCAGUAGCGGCGAGUUGGACAUGAUGGGAGACGACGGCGAAGAUAAGGACGGCGAUGCAGCUGUGACUGUCGGGGAGGGGGACAACGUGCUUCUCGUCGGCGGUGACGGUAAGGCCGAGGAAACCGGAGGAGAAGGAGCGGCGGGGGCGGCAGAUACCACCAGAGGUGUGCCGAUGCCGCGGCCGAUGGACGUCGAGGAGCCGGAAUGGGAUGGAAAUGGGGAUUGCGUUCCGCUGCCUGUCUGGAAGGAGUUGUCGGAGGCGGAGCUAUGGGCACUAGACGACAAGCAGCGUGACGAGCACUUUCGCUUGGACGAACGGCAUCGCCGCGACGAGUUCAACCGCGCCAGGAGAACCGCGGACCGCGUUAACCUCCUUCUCACGCGGACCCCGGCGGCGGCGGCGGUGGUGACAACCCCAGCAACGGCACCGGUACCAGCAGAAACGUCGGCGUUGCCGUCGGGGCCGUCAAAGGAGAAAGGCGGCGGUGGCGGGUCCAAGGCUACCGACGGAGGGUCGAGCGGGCUGGAGCCUGGACGGGACGAAGCCGCCGAGACACCGGCAACGCCCCCCACUGCAUCUCCCUUCGUAGAGUUCACCCAGAAUCUAGUGGCCUUCGUUCUGCCGGUUUUCGAACGCUUUGCCGCGAGCUCUUCUCCCCUCGGCGGCACCAACGCCGUGUCUCGCCCAUGCUCACCAGGACGCGGCGGGGACAGCGGCUACGGAGAACAAGAGGCGGCCACUGUGGGUGGUGGGAGCGUGGACGGCGGCUCUCUCGCCGAUGGCCCUAUCGCCGGAGGCUCUCUGGCAUCCGAGUCGGUCGCCGGACAAAACGGUGGCGACGACGGCGCCGCCGUCCUGGCGAGAGGCUUGUCGUCGUCAGCGACGGACUCGAUCGCCAGCGGUGGGGAGCCUGCUGCCGCUCUCGCCUCGGCGUUGCGGGUGAUCGACCUCGAGGUGACGGGGGACUCCGAGGCCGAGACGGACUUGCAGUCCGCACGGGAGCUGCUGCCGGAGCCGGCGGUACCGGCGCCGGACCCCAAGGUUGUCGCCAUCCCGCCCGACAAGAUUCGCGCCGGAGAAUCCGUCAGCUUCGUGGUCAAGUUCUCCAGCUCGAGCGCUGGAGUGUUUGACGUCCCCCUGACCUUCGAGGCCGUCGGGACGGGGCGGCGAUACUCCCUUCAUGUCUCUGGCACGUGCGCCUUCCCCUCCAUAAACUCCGACCCCAGAAACGUGUUCAUGAGGAGGGUCAAGCACCGGGCGGAGGGCGCCGUGCCGCCGGUUAGCAAGCGCUUCGUCGCCUCGAGGGGUCAGUACGAGUUCGGCCCGCUGCUGACCUGGAAAAGGGCGGAAAACAGAGUACCGCCGAAGUUGACAUCGGAGGAAAAGGCGGCUGUGGCGGCCGGGGGGGCUGGAGGAGGGGAGAAACUGCUGGCAAAGGCCCGCUCCAAGGAGGAGGCCCGUGCCACCCUCGUCAAGACUAACGCCGAAACCUUCCGGCUAUCAAAUGACGGAAAGUUUCCGGUCAAGGCCGCCGGGGGUGGUAAAGGCGGGGCUCUGGCUGCCCCGGCGACCGCCGCAGCCGACCGAAGAGACUCGGACCACGGUGAUGGGCAUGGUCUACAAGGGUCGUCCAAGCGCAGAACGUUCUACGUGGAACCCGAGACCCUGGAGCUGGCCAUCGGCGAGACGACUGAGGUACGGGUGUGGGCUUUCCCCACCGAGGUGAAGGAGUACAAGGACACCCUCAUCGCGUGCCUCACGGACAACCCUCGGCCCGUACUGUUCCCAGUGUCGUGCUCUGGUGCGGCCCCCUCGAUGGUCCUAGAGGGGCCCUGGGAUAAGCUUUUGCCGGCGGCGCAAGCGGCCCUGGAGGAGCUGGGCAGUCCGGAGGACUUGCCGGAGGAUGCCCCGGCGGCGGCGCGUGCAGAGCUGGAGGCCGCCUUGUCGGAAGCGGAGGAGCGCGUUCGCCAGGCCAAGGAGAGGGGCGCCGUGAUCGACUUCGACCGGCUGUUGCUGGGACGCGUAGAGUCCCGCGACUUCGUCGUCCGGAACGCCUGCCAGGUGCCGUGCCGGUGGAGAGUGGACGCCUCCCACCCGGUGUUCCUGGAAAACCCGGACGACUUCCGGGUAAUGCCCGGCAGCGCCACGGAGGGGGUAGUGGAGGUGGGGGGCACGGCCAGGGUGACGGUAAUGUUCUCGGCGGGGAAGGAAGGGGUGUUCGAGCCCACCGUCGCGAUCGAGUACACCGACGACGAGGUCGGUUUCGGGGCGGCGGAGGAAGGGCGGCAAGGAGGAGUCGGGGGAAGAGUGGUCCGGCAGGAGGUGAAGAUCGUAGCCGAGGCGUAUCGCAUCCGGGCGGUCGCCUUCGAGACUCCCGACGAGGCGGCCCACGCCGAGCAAGAGGCGGCGGACGCGGCGGACGCGGCGGCGGCGGCGGCGGCGGCGGCGGCGAACGGGAAAGCAGCGACCGGAAAAGCGGAGAAGGGCGGCCGCAAGGGUAGCACCAACGAUGUCACUUCCGCGGCGGAAGCUGCACCGGCGCCGGCGGCGGUCGAGCAGCGGCCGCCUCGAAAGAACGAUGGGUCGCUGGACUUUGGGAGGAAGCGGGUCGGGGACUCCGCGAACGAGCGUUUCACGCUCCGGAACCGGGGGAAGUACAAAAUUGCUUUCGCUUUCCGGAUGAGGCGAGGCAUCGCGGCGUCUCUCUUCAAGGUGGAACCCUCCCAGGGGGUUGUCGAGCCCGGCCAGGCGGUGGAAGUGUGCGUGACGUUCUGUAGCAGGGAGGAGACCCACCUCAAGGACAACCGGGACAUCCGCUGCGUCAUCACGGAGCCCCACACAGGGGAGGCCGUGGAGGAGUUCUCGGUGGUCGCCUCCGCCAUCUCGACCUGGAGCCGCUUCCGGCUGCAGCCCCGCCGGGGCAUCAACUUCGGCCCGGUGGCCUUCAACGCGGACAGCAUGACCAAGACCUUCGAACUCAAGAACGAGGGCGAGUUCGAGUUCGCCUUCGCGGUGCAAGGGAAGGGGCUUCCGUCGGCGCCGCACGAAGCCGCGAUCCGGGAGGCAACCCCCAACGCGCUGCUACCGCCGGACGAACAAGCUCAGAAGGAGAGCGAAACGACGGCCGCCGCCGCCGUCCCCGAAAAGGGCGGCGCGAAGGGUAAAGGAAAAGGGGCCACGGUCGCCCCGGCCGGUCGGAAGGGAUCGAAGGGGGCCGUUAAGCCCGCUCUCGAGGUUCCAGACGACCCCAUCUCGCUCGGGAGAUUCUACGUCGCCCCCUCCGGGGGGCUGGUGCAGCCGGGCCAGAGCGUAAGCGUCACGGUGCGGUACAGCCCGGAGAACGCAAACGCCCACCGCGAGAGCCUGUGCCUGAAGGUCUCGGGAUCGGACCCUUCCGACGGGGCGUGCGCCCUGGCCGCGUCGUACGACCUCCUCGCCGAGUCGUGCGUGCCGGGGAUCGUUACCUCGGACUGGCGGGACAUCUUCGAGGAGCAGUCGGUGAUCCCGUCCCUUGCCGACGUCAUGGAUGAUGAUUGGGCGGCCGCAGCGGCGGCGACAGCCGGGGGGAAAGGCCGCGGCGGAGGUGGCGGCGGAGACGGGGCGGGCGGAGGGAGUGGUGCCGCUGGUGGAAGGGCGGGAGGAAGGGUCUGCUUCGCGAUAGAGCAGCUCAUGUUUACCUUCGGGAGCGUGGUGUCCAGCCAAGUUCCGGUCGGCAUCUGCGAGCGGUUCAAGAUCAGCAACAGCAACAAGAUUCCCUGCACUGUCAAGUUCGCCAUCUCCCCGGCGGCCGGUCCGAACGACAGCGAUCCGGCGCCCGUGGACCCCAAGGCCAAGAAAGGAAAAGGGGGGAAGGCGGCAGAGGAAGAACCAGCUCCGGGGGAGGCGGACGUGGCCGCCUUCGCCGUCCACCCCGAAGCGUGGGACAUUCCGCCGCACGAGCACCGCUACGUGUCGGCCUACUUCCGACCGACGGAGAUGCGGUCUUACCGCUGCCAGUUCGAGGCCGUUGUGUCGGACAACGACGACGCUUCUACGGGAAAACUAAGCUUCCUGUUGUCCGGCAAGGGCACCAUGCCGACGGUGACCCUGGAGAGUCCCCUGGUCAGAGACCAAUCGGGCGCGGUGAUCAUGGACUUCGGAGAGGUCUGCGCGAGGAAGUCUCGCCGCCUCCCGCUGGUCCUCCGGAACGAUGGCAUCUUGCCCGUGUCCUGCCUCUUCGAGCUGGAACUCCCUGACGCGCGGGAAGGCGGCGGUACCCCCGCGGCGGAGUCGGUGAUCAAGAAGCAAAACCGUCAGCGGAAGGGAGACUUCCUGUUCGCGGCCGCGGGAGGCUCCGUGACCCUGCAACCCAAGGAAAGGAAGGCGAUGGAGGUGGUUUUCCAGCCCCGGUGUAAGCCCAAGGAGGGCGAGCCCGAGCCCCUGAGCCAGGACCUCAAGAUGACCGUCCUCCACAACCCUUUCGACGCGGCCGUGUUCAAGCUGUCCGGCACGUGCCUCAGCCACGACGUCGUUUUCGACGAGCUCCCGGGGGCGUCGGUCGCGGACGAGAUCACGUUCGACCAAGUCGACAUCCUCGACCCUCCACCACCCGACGCGGAAGACGCGGAAGCUGCUCUAACCAACAAGACCGCAAAGGUGGCGAGCGGUGGCGGUGGUGACGGGGCAGGCGCCGUCGCUUCGGCCGCCGCGGACGCCGGGGCGGACGAAGCCGUUGGGGGCAAGGAGAUCACCUUCUGCGUGCGUAACCAGGGAAGUUUCCCGUGCCGUUUCUUGUUUGCCAACCACAAGCACUUCAAGUUUUCUCCGAGCGUUGGGCAUCUCCCGGUGGGCAGCCGCCGUGAGAUACGGGCCACGUUUCACCCCUCGGAGCCGGUCAAGUACGACAACGAGCCGGUAGAGUUCGUCACGCAGAAGAUCAGGUACCCGGAGCCCGAUGCCGCCGAAGGGAGCGGAGACGACCCUGCUGCUUCGCAAGGCCGGCAGCAGCAGCAGCAGCAGCAGGAGCUCCACGAGCGCCGCACGUCCCAGCGCGUGGACCUAGAGUGGGACGACUCCAAGACACAGCUGCGAGAGGCCACGGAGGAGGACAUGGCGGUCCUGCUUCAGGAGGAGGCUGCGGCUUCGAAGCCGGACGCGCCCGACAAGCCCAAGAAGGGGGCCAAGAAAGGGAAGGAGCCGCCGCCCCCGGAGAUCCCGGCGGCCCCGACGCUGAGGCGGGGCCCCCUGUCGGACGGGGGCGUGCAGAUGGUGUACGCGGUGCAGCCGGAGCCGAGGUUCGAGCCCGUGGAGGGCACGAUCCCAUCGAAGAGACCCCUGCGGUGCUCCGGCGUGGCCGACCGCGCGCGGUUCGAGGUCGUGGACGGCGUGCCGGAAGGGAGCUCGGUCGUGGCCUUCAGCAACACGGCCAUGUUCCAGUGCCGGGUGCACGCGUUCACCGUCAGGAACCCGGGGACCACGCGGCUGCCGUACGAGUGGUCGCUGGCGAACCGGCGCAGCUUUGCGAGGGACGGCUCUGCCGGUCGGCCGGGGAGCCAACUGCUUACUAGCAGGUCGUUGGCGUUGAUGGACCUAGAUGCUGGUGCCGGGGGAGGGGCGAAGUUCAUCACCCCGUGUCCGUUUUCCGUGGAGCCGUACUCGGGGGACAUCGAGGCGGGAGGGGAGCAGUCUUUUGCUGUUCGCUUCGCUCCACAAGAGGUGGACGACUUUUUGUACGCGCUCUCAGCCAGGAUGCCGACGCUCCCGACGAAUCAGCCCCCCCUGAGCAUGACGCUUCGCGGCAGGUCUCUGAGACCCGUGUGCCACUUUGCACUCCAGGACUCACCGGACUACCUCCAGAGGCGGCAGAGCCACCUGCUGGCAAACGACCUCGGGCAGCAGGGUUUGGCGAUCGAAGCGGCUUCUGUGAGGGUGCUGGAGGUCACAAGCCGGGGGACACACGUGCGCAACACGAAGAGGUUCUACGUUGUAAACCCGACCAACGUAGGGUACGACUUCAGCUGGGAGAGCCAGGGGAACCCGCACCCGUCUUGGCGUUGCGUCACCCAGCGAGGCAUGAUUCUCGCGGGAAAGAGGGGAGAGAUGGUCUUCGAGUACACUCCGGACGACAUGGAGGUCGCCGAGGCUUUCUACCGUUUCAGAAUCCCGGAGCACGGGGUGAGUGAGCUGUUCCUGUUCGCGGGAGGCGUCGUGGAGCCCGACAUUGCCGUCGACCGGACCAAGCUGGACUACGGUGCCCUAAUGCUCGGCGCGGCCCUGAAGGAGACGUUCCACAUCGUCAACCGCGAGGCCAUGCCGCACAGCUUCGUGUUCGACAAGAACUCGCUCGGCAUGGCUCAGGUGGACGACGACCCCCGCAGACGAGCGGUCCUGGAAGUAAGCCCGACGUCCGCCCUCCUCCCUCCCAACGGCCGGGUGCCGAUAGAGGUGCACGCGAAGCUGCUGAUACAAGGGAAGGGCGGGGCCGACGAAGGAGGGGCGGAAGCCGACGCUGCCGCCGGGGGAAGCGGGGCAGUGGAAGCCCAAGGAGACGGAGGAGGCGGAGACGGUGGCGCCGGCAAGAACGCUGUCGCGCUCGAACUUCUUCCCUUCCCGCAAAUCAACGUCAUUGAUUUCGGCAGCAUCCACAUCAACGAGCGCGCGGCACGGAAGAUUACUAUCGUCAACCCAGGAAAAUUCAGCGUGGACUAUUUGUGGCAAUGGCGCACGCCAUCGGGUCCUGCGCUUCGCCUUUCUGGCGCAAAACAGGCCGGUAGUAUCAAGAAGGGGGAUCGUGCGGAGCUUAGCCUUGACUUUUUGCCAACAGGGGAGGUGCUGCUCGAUGGCCAGGACCUGAUCUGCACGGUGGCUGGCAGGUAUGAGUACGUGCUGCGGGUGGUCGGCCGAGGGAUCCGGCCAGGGCUUCACUUCUCCUUCCAGAAGCACGACUUCGGGCCGUGCUUCAUCACCCCCGCAGGCUCGAUCCCCAACCCGGAGUGCGUUAUCCUCAAGGUGACCAACCGCGACCCGUCUGCGGCGCUCAGCCUGGACUGCCUCCACCAGGGGGAUCGGUGCUUCUGGGUGACGAGCGAGCCCACCGUCCUGGAAGCCGGCCAGUCCAUCGACGUGCCGCUGCACUUCGCCCCGCGGGACGCCCGGCAGUACGCCUUUGGCGUGCCCUUCCUGGUGAACGGGAGCUACACGGUCAAGCUCCUCGUCGUGGGAGAGGGGUGCCCCGCGCGCCUCGAGCUGGCGAACCUGGCCCAGAAGCACUUGACAUUCGGCAUGGUGCCCGAGGGGCAGCAGGUGGCCAAGCAGGUGAAAGUGGUCAACCGAUCGAAGCGCGCGAUCGAAUUUGAGCUGGUGGACGCCCAAGAUCUCGGGACGGGAAGGCUGGAAGCGAAGAGCGUAAGAUACGUACCGGCCCUUCCGACAACCCUGGGUCCGCGAGAGAGCAUCAUGGUCGAGGUUUAUUUCUUCCCCGAGGCGCGCAUGCCAUCCUUUACGGAAACCCUGUUCAUGCGGGCGGGGGCGACCUCCGAGCUCAGCCCCCUCCUGUCCAUCUCCGGCCAGAGCACGGGCAUGGAGGUCGCGCUCGCGGUGGACGCGUUGCCGUUCGGCACGGUGUGCUCCGGGAGCCAGCGGACCCAGCGUCUUGGGCUCGAAAACCGAGGAGACCUCCCGGCUAGAUUCAGAUGGAACGAGGAAACUUUCGGCCCGCACUUCUCGGCAUCCCCUGUAGAGGGGAUAGUGGCGCCCUUGACCGAGACAGGGAUAGAGGUAGUCUUCACUCCCAAGAACGUGGACGACGACAUUCGGAGAGAGGGCGUGCUGUGCAUGGUUGAGGGGCAUCCACCGCUGGUGCUGACGCUGACCGGAUCAUGCGUGUCCCAGCCGUCGGACAGCGUCCACUUGCUGUCCUUCAAGUCACGCGCGAGGGUCGCGGCCGCUCAGUCGGUCAGCCUGGAGAACCCGACAGACAAAAACUGGUUUAUCACGCCGGUGCUUAAGGGAGAACACUGGCAAGGGGCCGGACAGCUGCAGCAUCUCCUCCUCGCCCUGUUGGCGAUGCGAGCGACCCCCGCUCUCGAGCGACACCCUCCAGCCGAAGUGGAGGUAGCCGUCAACAACAACAAGACGCUUCGCAGGUAA